AUGCCUGCAACUCCUGCAUCCACUUCUGGCACUCUGAAUGCCAGAAGCCAUUACCGACCCCUGAAGCUGAGCCUUGGAACUAUUUCCUGCACAUUGGCAAUGGCUGGAUCGCGGGUCCGUGCAUGCAUCUCUCAAUAUCAGACGGAAGCUGCCAACAAUGGUCUAUCUUCUGACCGGAUAAAGUAUUUUAAAGCUGGGCUGCAAUGGGAGAUGAAUACUUUUGUCACACCACUCCUGCAGUACUCAGCUUCACAGAAUAUCGUGUCGGUUCUUCCGGUCCCUGUUGCUUAUAUCCUCAAGUUGUAUCCCAUGCUAACCUGGAACACGGUUCCGGACGACGUCUUUUCAUUCCACCUCCUUUCAUUUGAUGAUGAGGCAAUUGCAGGACAUCCGUCCCGGAUUUGGGAUGAAAUAAUGGCUUCCUGCGUCUCUCACUACCAGUAUUGGGCGCUUAAUGUUGAGGAUGAUGCUUUGGUUCUUCCAGAGAAGUUGAGAAACACUUCGACUCCACCACUUAUGGGACUGAGGUGGAUUAAAGAACACAUGGAAGCAUUGAUGGAGGAGCAAGAUGAGGGCAUCAAAGCCAAGAUGGCAGAGGUGAAGAUGUACACUGACAUGUUAGAGAAAUUGAGGAAAGGCAAAGGAGUGUAG
Molecule: messenger RNA, 651 nt
Organism: Suillus plorans
Lineage: Eukaryota; Fungi; Basidiomycota; Agaricomycetes; Boletales; Suillaceae
Exons: 4
Coding region: 1-651 (216 amino acids)
Source: RefSeq, a predicted model, not a curated record